Volvox carteri f. nagariensis is the source of this 1803-nucleotide messenger RNA. RefSeq lists its product as uncharacterized. Gene Ontology annotation, cellular component: cytoplasm; nucleus. NCBI's taxonomy places the organism in Eukaryota, Viridiplantae, Chlorophyta, Chlorophyceae, Chlamydomonadales, Volvocaceae. The coding region runs from base 102 to 1181 and encodes 359 amino acids. The record is from RefSeq and is a predicted model, not a curated record. Gene Ontology annotation, molecular function: RNA binding. The transcript has 7 exons.
AAUUUUGGUUACACCCAACAACGUUCACUCGCGUCUCGCGAAGCAUGCAACACUAGUUUGUCGGGUAGCACCGGAAAGUAGAACCCCCAGGUGCACACCAAAUGGCGGACCAGAACGUGUUUGCUCUGCUCGGAGACGACGAGAAUGAGGACCCCCAGGUUCUGGCUGCAAAGGCGCCUAAGCCGGUGAAGAAGGAAGCUCCCAAGGAGGACGUCAAGCCGGCCAAGGCACCUGUUGCCAAGCAGGAGGCUCCUCGCACUGAGAACGGCGGCCGCGGCGGCCGUGGGCGCGGAGAGGGAGGUCGCGGCCGAGGCGAGGGCCGUGGUGGCCGUGGUGGUCGGGGUCCACGCCCGUUUGUGGAUCGCAAUGCGGCUCCUGCUGAUGGGGAGGCGCCAGUAAUGGAGCGCACCGAUGGCGAGGCUGGCCGGGGCAGGGGUCCUCGCCCUGGCCGGGGUCGUGGUGGCCGCUUCUCGGGCGAGGGCCGUCCUCCUAGGCGCGAGUAUGAGCGUCAUGAUGGCACCGGUCGCGGUCACGAGACAGAGAAGCGUCACGGUGCUGGCCGCGGCAACUGGGGCAAGGAGGGCGAGGAGGUUAAGGAGACACCCGAGGGCGAGGAGGUCAAGGUUACAGAGGAAGUCCCUGCCGAGGAGAGCGCUGCCCCGGAGCAGCCUGUUGUUGAUGAGCCUCCGAAGGAGGAGGAGAAGGAGCUGAGCCUGGAGGAGUACGAGGCUAUGAUGGCUGAAAAGAAGAAGGCCCUCAAUAAGGCGUCGGAGUCGAAGAACGUCGAUCCCUCGGCUGAGCUGAAGGGCCUGAAGGUCUUCACCAAGCAGUCUAUUGAGGAGAAGGGGCUGGACCUCGGCCCCAUUGAGAAAAAGAAGGCGGAGGCAGAGCGCGUAGCAAGGGAGAACGCAGCCAAGGCCAAGAUCUUCGUUGAGACGGGCUUCCGUAUCGAGAGCAGCGAUGCUGGUCGCGGCGAGCGUGGCGGCCGUGGCCGUGGUGGCCGUGGCGGCCGCUUCGGUGAUCGUCCCCAGAGCGCCCGCGGCGAACGUGGUGGCCGUGGCGGCGAGCGUGGUGGCGAGCGUGGCGGCGAGCGUGGCGGCCGCGGUGCUGGUGGUCGCGGUGCGGGGCGCGGCUCUGCGCCGCUUCCUGGCGACGAGAGCCAUUUCCCGGCACUUGCGUAAGCAGUAGGCUGUGCCAACUGCCGCGCAGCUCACCUGCACAUCGAGGUUUUCGGCUUUAAAUUGGUUAUCGUUAGUCGAAGCGAGUUGAGCCGCGCUAUGGUCCCGUUAGCACGCUCUCGGCCUUCUUGUGGAUGCAGCGCUUUGGAGAACCCCUUACGGCAUUGACCUAUUCCGCAAGCCGGGUCCGCAUGCACUUCUAGGUGCAUGGCCAGUUCGAAUGGCGAUUUCCGCAGAGGGCGACAUCGAACAGCGUGAAACAGCAUAUGUCAGCAUCAGCUUGGACAUGGUGAGACUACUGGGACGAUGGCAAAGAUUCUCCGCGUAACGGUGGCAGCGAGAUGUGCUGAUACCUGAGUAGGCAGGUUGUAACUCGUUCGGUUUGACGAUACUUGCUUGGGUGUUGAUCUGUACGUGGAAGAAUGGGGUCCGGAAUAUCGGUGUUUGACGCGGCAGGUUGAGUCCGUCCCUGAGUUCCCGCAUUGCUGGUGUGCUGAUAUACUCGUGACCGCAGUGGCAACGAUCUCCACAGUGCGCUAGUGCAGGUGAACGCGAAGGCUACGAACUCACGGCCAUGCCUUGGAUACAUUUCGCAUGCGGCCAUGUAAUUUUGUCUUGCGCCGUG